Molecule: messenger RNA, 708 nt
Organism: Pelagomonas calceolata
Lineage: Eukaryota; Pelagophyceae; Pelagomonadales; Pelagomonadaceae
Source: the annotation of a GenBank genome assembly
UCGAGCGGUCAUCUAAUUAGUCGCUGGCCUAGUCGCGUCGAGGCCAGAGGAAAUAAGGAGGGGGACUUGGAGGGCGGCGCGCAGAAAAACACGUGCGUCGUCACGAGACGUCGUCACGGCUCCGACGGCGCCUCGACGUCGUCGGCGCCGGCGGGCGCCUCGACGACGGGCGGGUCGCCGUCAUCAAUCUCGGGCUCCACGAAAUGGCGGCCGAUCCAGCCGUCGGGCGCGAGGGGCCCGCCGCCGGCGUUGAACCAACUUCCGCCGUUCUGCUCGGCCUCGCGGAUCUUGUCGUUCAUGCAGAGGACCGCCAUGCACGCGCCGCCUCCCCCAAAACAAGCGCAGGCGACGGCACCGAUGAUGCCUAAGAGGCCGCGCACGUGGUAAAAUAGAUCGGGCAUGAACAUGGCGAUGAGGAAGCCCGACACCCACAUGCCGACGAUGAUGCCCACGUGCGCGCACCGAUUCUUGCCUGCGCGCAAAUCAACCAGUGAGGAGCUGGCGUCGCGUCGAUGGCGUGGCGGUCAUGAUUCAGCCGCGGGCGAGAAGCGCCGCGACCUUGCUUUAUGCACUGUUGCUUUGCGGGCCCAGUCGGUGGCUUGGGUCGUGUUCUGGCAGAAGCCGUUGUCGCCGGCCGAGCAGCACAUGCCACCCCCUGAGUUUUUUUCUCCCUGGGCCAUGGUGAUAGAGUCCGCGUGGGGGCUGCCC